UUGGGCGACAUACUUCUGUGCAUCGUAUAGCCUACGUUUCGAGUGGCUUUUCGCCUCUGCUGAACAGCCCUCAAAUAUGCUGUCCAGGCAACUCACUAUGAUUUGAGACACGGCCAUCGUCAACAGUUAAACAUCAUCGCACUGAAGUGAUCCGCUAAGGCAGUGCAUACUGAACUUUCUGCUGCCCAUAGGAAAGUGGGACCAACAGAACAAAACGGAUAUUCACAAGUCAACCAUCAGUUUCCCUUCGUGUUAUCUCUCACAAGGACUCAACAGCAGACGGAUUUCUUUCUUCUUCGGUAAAUGAAGUCCCACCAAGUGUGGGACGGAGAAGCGACGGCGGCCUUGCUGUAGAAGAAACGCUUCAAACUUUUGCGAAUAUAAUUCUCAGUGGCUUCAAGUGACGGACUUUGAUUUUCCCAGCGGCGUGUUCGGAGUCGUGCAGGGUUGGCAGAAAUGGGAACGAGAAUACGUGCCCAUAAACUCACUCUUUUUAUCCUCCCUUUGAUGUUUACUUCGCAUCUGUUUAAUAUAGUUCAGAGCUCUAAAGUGUGGGAUGAGGUGCCCUUUCCAGAGGAAUUAGAAGAGGAAAACCAGCGGCCGAGAGGUUAUGUGGAUGAUGAAGAGUACUAUGAUCCUUCAGGAGAUAUCAGUGGAGAGGAGGAUGGAAGCACCCCCGAGCCAAGCACAGUUGAGCCAGGCAUGCCUAUAACAAUUUACUAUCGGGCGCUGGUGAACUUCACAAACUCCUUUCAGUAUGGGCCUCAACUUGAUGACAUCGACUCUCCUGCUUUUGGAGAGAUAUCAUCUGCUGUUGUCGAUACGCUUGAGUCUGACUACAACAGGAUCCCAGGACAGCAGACCGUCAAUGUGGUCCUUAUUAAGGAAAUCGGCAAAGAUGUGUUUGUGGAGCUGGAUGUCGGCUCAGAUAAUAACUUUAAUGAAACGCAGAUCAGAGAUGUCCUGUUCUCCGUGGUUAAAGAGGGAACCAUUGCCUCCUACGAUACCUCAGUAAUGGGUUUCCAAUUCAGACGGCUUGGAGAAGCUGAUACUCCUCCUCGUGUGGAGCCCAUCGUUGUGCCAGUGAUUCCGGAUGCCAGAGAAUGCUUGUCUGGCGAGUUCAGAUGUCAGGAUGGGCUGGCGUGUAUCCCUCAGGAUUAUGUGUGUGACAAGCGGCCGGACUGCAAUGACUUCAGUGAUGAAAUGAACUGUGCUGUUGUUCCUGUUCCUGUACGCCCUACUCCACCUACGCCUCCUAAAACCAGACCCCCACCCGGCCCGGGACCCUGCCGUGCAGACCAGGCCACCUGUCAGAAUGGACAGUGUAUCUCACGGGACUAUGUUUGUGACGGCGAAACGGACUGCACGGAUGGCAGCGAUGAGUUCAAUUGUGGUAGGACAAACGGCGGAACUCCGUCUCCCUGUGAACCCAAUGAGUUUAAGUGUCAGAACGGCCGUUGUGCCCUGAAACUGUGGCGUUGUGACGGGGAUAAUGACUGUCAAGACAACUCCGAUGAGAUGAACUGCCCCACUAAAGGUCCAGGGGACACAUGUGCCCCGGAGCAGUUUGUGUGUUUGGCUGACCGCACAUGCAUUCCUGCCAGUUACCAGUGUGACGAGGAGCCGGACUGUGCCGACCGCUCUGAUGAAUACGGUUGUGCACCUCCCGUUGUGACUGUCUCGCCGGAAGAGUCCAUCACGGCAGCGCGGGGAGACACUGUGACCUUUACUUGUUCUGCCAUUGGUGUACCUGUUCCCAUCAUCACAUGGCGUCUUAAUUGGGGACACAUACCAGUCAAUAGCAGAAUCACAAUGAGCAGUGAGAAUGGGCGAGGAACACUCACCAUCCGUGACGUGAAGGAAGGUGACCAGGGUGCAUACACCUGCGAGGCCAUCAAUGCUAAAGGCCUUGUGUUUGCUAUUCCUGACGGGGUCCUCAGUCUGUCUCAGAGACCAAACCCAGUUGUGUCAUCCUCUCUGUACGUGUUAGCAGGUAACUGCCGUGAUGGACACUUUAGCGUUGGCGAUCGCUGCAUGCCAUGCUUCUGUUUUGGCAUCACGAAGCAUUGUCAGAGCACCGGUCGCUACCGCAGCCAAAUCACACUGCGCUUCACAGAGGAAGAGGACUUCAAAGGAGUCAAUGUGUCAUAUCCUAGUCGUCCAGGCACCCAACCACCUCUCUCACCCACUCAGAUGUUGAUCAAUCUAGAGAGGGAGGAGUUCCAGCUAAUGGACCUGUCUCGCCGUUUCCUCGAUCAAGACUCCUAUUGGACUCUACCUCGCCAGUUCCUGGGCAACAAGGUUGACUUGUAUGGAGGUUAUCUGAAUUUUAAGGUGAGUUACUCACUGCAGCGAGGUGCACCAGAACCAAGGGAGAAACCUGAUGUUGUGCUGAGCGGCAACGGGCAGAGGUUUAUUUACCGUAGAGGCGACCCCACUUUACCAGACAUAAUCAACCAAAGACAGAUCAAGUUUACAGAGGAAAACUGGCAGCACUCCUCAGGACGAGCCGUAACUCGGGAUGACCUCAUGACGACCUUGGCCAAUUUGGAGAGCAUCCAAAUUCGCACCAUUUAUGACAACCGCAUGGUCAGUGUGGGCCUGAGUGACAUCAGCAUGGAUACCACCACCAAAGAGUUCACCCAGCAGGGGAACCCGAGAGACGUGGAGGAGUGCAGAUGUCCUGCUGGGUAUUCAGGCCUGUCUUGUGAGUCCUGCUCCCCUGGUUUCGAGCGGGUACCUGGACCCUACCUGGGCAUCUGUGCUGGCUGCAACUGCAAUGGUCAUGCCAGGGCCUGUGACCCUAUUAGUGGACAUUGCCUGAGUUGUCAGCAUAACACAGAAGGACCUCAGUGUGACAAAUGCAAGCCUGGAUACUUUGGUGACCCAAGUCAAGGACGAUAUGAUGACUGCAAACCCUGUCCUUGUCCAUACACAGAGACGUCUCGACGGUUUUCUGAUACUUGCUUCCUGGACCAUGACAAUCAGGCAACAUGUGAUGCCUGCAGACCUGGUUAUACAGGGCGACGUUGUGAGAAAUGUGCUCCAGGAUAUGUUGGCAACCCUCUUCAGCCCAACGGCCAAUGUGUCUAUGCUGAAAGCCUGAAAACCAAGUGUGAUAACAGAGGAACCAUCAAUCCCAUCAGCAAGCCAUGCUAUUGCAAGGCCAAUGUGGUCGGUUCUCUUUGCGAUGAGUGUAAGAAUGGCGCUUUUAAUUUGGCGGCUGAUAAUCCUGAAGGUUGCCUGCAGUGUUUCUGUAUGGGAGUCACUAAACAGUGUGCCAGUUCAACCUGGAAUAGAGAACAGGUUCGAGGUGGUGUCAACGGCCAGCUCUUCACACUUUCCAAUGCAGCAAAUACUCUGACCAUCUCUGAGGGCAUCACUCAGAGAGCCAGCGCAGAGGUGGUCUACCGAUCCUUCACCAGUAUCCCUAAUGACAUCUACUACUGGGUCCUGCCUCAGAAUUUUAGAGGGGACAAGGUAACAGCAUAUGGUGGAGAACUGCAGUACACAAUGCGUUAUGAGACGCAGGCUCGUUCACUAGUGAUUGAUGACCGUCCAGAUGUGGUUCUCCAAGGCAAUGGCAUCUUCCUGGAACAUUAUUCUGAGACUAAAAUACUCCCUAGAAUACCAACCACCAUCACUGUGUCUUUUAGAGAGUCUGCAUGGAGACGGUCAGAUGGACAGCCGUGUACUAGAGAGCACCUGCUAAUGGCUUUGGCUGAUAUCAGCGUCUUUAUGAUCAGAGCCAGUUAUACAUACAAUAUGGCUGAGAGCAGUAUCUCCAAUAUAGAAAUGGACAUUGCAGUGCCCCGCUCUACAGGAAACGAAAGGGCUCUGGAGGUGGAGGAGUGUGCUUGCCCUCAGGGAUACACAGGACCUUCUUGCCAGGACUGUGAUGUUGGCUACACCCGUACACCUGGACUUUAUCUUGGCACCUGUGAGAAGUGUGACUGCCACGGGCAUGCCAGCGGCUGUGACUCAGACACUGGAGAUUGCCUGAAUUGUCUUCAUAACACAGUUGGGCGCCGUUGUGAAAAUUGUCUCCCUGGUUUCUAUGGAAAUCCAAAGACUGGUGAUCCACAGGCAUGUAGACCCUGUCCUUGUCUAGGACACUCCAGUAGCCACCCUUCAUCUUGUUACUUGGACUCAGAUGGACAGCCCACAUGUGAAUGUCCUGCUGGUUAUACUGGGAGACGCUGUGAAAGAUGUGCCCCAGGAUAUACUGGCAAUCCCCAACUUGGACAAAGAUGCACUCAAGGCAAUGGUAAUGGUGAUUGCUACCGCUGUGACCAAAGUGGUAGCGAAGGAUGUAGUUCAAAUGGAAUCUGUCGCUGCAAGAUGAACGUUGAGGGGUCAACCUGUUCCACUUGCAAGCAAGGGACCUUCUACCUCAGUCCUGCUAACAAAGAUGGCUGUCUGUCCUGCUUCUGCAUGGGCGUCACCCAGCAGUGCUCCAGCUCCAGACAUUAUAGAGAUGUGGUUUCCACCAUUUUCGCACCUGGCAACUACCAAGGUUUUGCGCUUGUAAACCGCCAGCGCACCAACCGCAUUGACAAUGGCUUCUCCAUAGAGCUGUCCACAGAUGGAACACAGCUCUCCUACACUAACUUUAACUAUCUCGGACAGGAGCCCCACUAUUGGCAGUUACCCAAAGCCUAUCAGGGAGACAAGAGAGACUCAUCAUGGAAAAAGGACCAACUGAGAAAGGACGUCGCUGUAUGGCAGCUAAUGAAUGAUAUGGGUAAAGACCUCUUAAGGUCCAAAAGAGCCAUUGAGCACCCUGCUGAUGAAGUACGCAAACUUGAUGAUGAAAUCUGGGCAGUCAUCACUAAUUUCUCCAAUGGGCAGUCUCCCUUCCCUUUCUCUUCAUCCUCUCAAACUUCCCAUUCUUCAUUUGAGGCCCAGAGUUCUCUGUCUCGGUCAAGUGUGCGUGCCCCUUCUUUCCAUUCUGAUUUAACUUCCUCUUUGAGGGACUCUGAGUCCCUUUCAAACGACCCAGGCCAUUUCUCUCACCCUGACCUAACUCAGCAGGUGCAACAGGGAAAAAACACUGUUGCGCUCCCUAGAGGUCCACGGCCUGGCCCUUCUAACAAGUAUGUUUUGGUCUACAAUGGUUUCAGCUUGCACCCAGAUGACGUGCUCUUCUGGCAGCUCCCGGAGAAGUUUAAAGGGGAUAAGGUUGGCGCAUAUGGUGGAAAGCUGAAAUAUACCAUCUCCUAUGUGCCAGGACCCCGAGGUUCUCCAAUAGAAGAUGCUGAUGUUCAGAUUAUUGGUAAUGACAUCACACUGGUGGCACGCCAACCAUGGAGAAGAGGGCAAGGAGCACGAGAGUCACGGGACUUUGAGAUUGUUUUCAGAGAGGAACACUGGCAGCGUCCCGAUGGCAUGCCGGCCACCCGGGAACACCUGAUGAUGGUGCUCGCGGACCUCGAUGACAUCUUGAUCCGUGCCUCGUAUCACACAGAGAUGCGCUCAUCAAGUAUUUCUGGGCUCCGCAUGGAUAUCGCUGUGCCCGAGUACACUGGCCUGGCCCAGGCUUUGGAGGUGGAGCAGUGCCAGUGUCCUCCUGGUUACCGUGGUCUGUCCUGCCAGGACUGCGCUCCUGGAUACACUCGUACAGGAGGAGGCUUGUACCUUGGCCACUGUGAGCCAUGUGAGUGUAACGGCCACUCUGACUCCUGUCACCCAGAGACUGGCAUCUGCACGAACUGCCAACACAACACCAAGGGUGAGCUGUGUGAACAGUGUGCAGACGGCUUCUUUGGAGAUCCAACUGCUGGAACCCCUGAGGACUGCCAAGCAUGUGCCUGUCCCGGCACUGACCCCGACAACCAGUUCUCUCGUACCUGUGAGAGUCUGGGUAACGGAGGCUACCAGUGCACUGCCUGUCAGCCCGGCUACACCGGCCGGUAUUGUGAACGCUGUGCGUCCGGAUAUGUUGGAAAUCCACAAGCGAGAAUCCCCUGCCGUAGUGUUGCUGCGUCUCUAGUGGUGAAGGUGUAUCCAGAAAGGGUUCAGAUGGCACAGGGGCUUCCAGUCACUCUCAGGUGCCAGGUGUCUGGAUAUCCACCUCACUAUUUCCAGUGGUCCCGUGAGGAUGGACGGCCAAUCUCCAGCACGGCAGAGAGACGCAGACAAGGAGAGGAGUUGCAUUUUCCCAGUGUGCAGCCCAGUGAUGGUGGCAUCUACAUCUGCACCGGCCGAGACCAGCGCAGCACCAAUAGAAGCAAAGCAGAGAUUGUUGUUACAACCAUACCAUCCAAACCUAUUGAAGUCUUUAUCGAGGAGCCCAAAAUACAGAGAGUGGUGGUGGGAUCUACAGUGAGCUUCAUCUGCACAGCCAAAAGCAAGCUGCCAGCGUACACCCUGGUUUGGACCCGCAAAGGCAACGGCAAGCUGCCUAACCGGGCCAUGGAUUUCAAUGGAAUCCUGACCAUUCAGAACGUGCAGCCCGAGGACGCAGACAACUAUGUUUGCACGGGCUCCAAUAUGCUUGGCAUGGAUGAGGGCACGGCCGAACUCUAUGUCCCAGAGGCUUCUCAGUCACAGAUGUUUUACACUGCCUAUGAGAUGUUUGAAGGACAUAGAAAGCCUACUGAAGGGGCCCAGCCGGUGGCCACAAUAAAUCCACCUGUGCUGACAGUCCAACAGGGCCAGCGGGCAGAGUUCCGCUGCACAGUGACUGGCAACCCCACCCCUGCUGUGGAAUGGAUAGAAGGUCCCGGGAACCGAAUCAGUUCAAAAGCUGUAAUUCGUAAUGGGCUGCUGACCAUCCCAUCUGUGGAUCGCUCGGAUGAGGGCGAGUACAUCUGCAAGGCUCUGAACACACAUGGCGAACACACAGCCCGGGGAGUUCUUCAUGUUCAAAGUACAAGUCAACCUCACGGUCUACCCCACGUACAAGUGAGCCCUCCGCGGGUGGAAAUUCACGAGGGUGAGACUUUGCGGUUGUACUGUAGGGCCGUUGGCAAUCCCACUCCUGGCCUCACAUGGAAGAAGAGAGGUGGUUCACUGCCGCCACAGGCAAUUCCUUCUCACGGUUUCCAUCAGUUUAAAAGCAACAGUCUCGAUGUGUUACAGAGACGUAUUGAGGAGCUACAGGCCCGCGUGGAGCGCACUGACAUCGGCACUCUCCUCGUACCCAAUAUCAGGUCGUCUGAUGCAGGCACAUAUCUCUGUGUUGGAACUAACACUGUUGGUUCCUCAGAAGCUCAUAUUGAGGUCUCUGUAAAAAGAGGAGAAAUCAUCCCCUCUGGAGUCACCAUCCAGCCUUCUAUUGCUUCUGUAAUGGAGGGAGAGACUCUGGAUCUUAAUUGCAUCGUCCCAGGAACCUCUCCAGCAUCUGUCAAAUGGAGCAGGGCAAGCGGCCUGCUGUCAUCCAAUCAUCAGGUUUUAGGAGCUCAGCUGCGGAUCCUGCAGGCCUCUGCAGAUGACACUGGAGAAUAUAUCUGUCAGGUGGACGACGGCCCAUUCCCCCGUCAGGCUUCUGUAUCAGUGUCUGUGUUGUCCAGCUCGUCCCGUCUCCAGAGCCCCAUUAUCUCCAUUGAGCCACACAGCGCAGCAGUGAAGCAGGGUGAGUCUGCGAGCUUCAGGUGCAGGGUCCACAGCGGAGCCCAGCCGGUGCGCUUAGAGUGGAAACCCACCAACAACCUACCUCUGCCAGAUAACGUGAAGAUUGGUCUUGACAAUUCACUCCUGACUAUUACCAAUGCCCAAGCCAAAAACAAGGGCGCCUAUCGCUGUGUGGCCAGCAACCUGUUCGGAAUGACCCACAGCAUAGCUUCACUCAUCGUGAGAGAAUCUCCUAAGGCUGUAGUGACCCCUGCAGGACCGCUGCGAAUCAGGGUGGGCGAUCCCAUCAAUCUCGAAUGCCAGGCCGCUGGAGAGCCAAGACCCUCUGUCAGAUGGCACAGACUAGACAACAACCGCAAAACGAUUCUGAGCAGCCCCGUUCCCGUCGAUUCCAGUGCUAUCAUGCAGAUCUUAGUUGCACGGCCGGAAGACAGUGGCACGUAUGUGUGCACUGCACAGAACAACCAGGGCACAACUGAAACUCGAGUAGAGGUGUUUGUUGAAGGAGGGUCUCAGGUGCCCACUGUCCCCCGUGCCAGCGUCCGUGAGCCUAUGAUAGUCGUAGUAGAGGGAUCAACUGCAACACUUCAUUGCGAAGCCCAUGGAUUCCCAAAGCCCACCAUCACGUGGUCUAAAGAAAGGUCUUCUCUGCCUUGGAGACACAAGAUUGUUGACAACAGCCUGGUCUUACCAAAUGUGGGCCGUCAGGACUCUGGUCAAUAUGUCUGCAAUGCCACAAACCACAUGGGCACCAGUGAAGUCACCAUCAUGCUGGAAGUAGACACCCCACCCUAUGCCACUUCCUUGCCCGAUGACGUGUCCGUGCGAGUGGGUGAAGUAAUCCGCCUGCAGUGCCUGGCCCACGGCACCCCGCCCAUGCGUUUUGAGUGGACUAAGGUCAAUGGCAGCUUGCCUCCUACUGCUCAGCAGCAAGGAGAAGACCUCCAGAUCAACCUGGCCAAGGAGAGCGAUGCUGGGACAUACAAGUGUGUGGCCAGCAAUAAGGUUGGCAAGAGUGAAGCGCUGGCCAGAGUCUCUGUCCGAUCACCCCUGUCAGUGAAAGUGUCCCCUCAGGUAGAAGUGAAGGCUCUGGGCAGCGCUGUGGAGUUCACCUGUGCUGCUAAAGGAGGGUCUCACACUGAGAUUGAAUGGUUGAAGGAGGGGGGAGCUCUUCCGCCAAAUCAUCACAUUAAAGACGGAGUGCUCAGAAUCGAGAACCUUGAACAAAGCAACGAGGGAAUCUACACGUGCAGAGCUACAAGUCUGUUUGCUCAGGCUCAGGACAGUGGCAAACUCACCAUUCAAGCUCUGCCCAAAGUGAUGAUCAAUGUGCGCACAUCAGUACAGACGGUGAUGGUGGGCAGCUCAGUGGAGUUUGAGUGCCAUGCGAUCGGGGAUCCUGAGCCCACGGUGCGCUGGAGUAAAGUGGGAGGCUCUCUACCUGAUCAUGUGGAGAUAAAGGGGAACAUCCUGAGGAUUGAUCAUGUGGUCGAAUCAGAUUCAGGACAGUACCGCUGCACAGCCACUAAUAAUGUUGGCUCGGAGUAUAACCAGGUGGUCCUUAAUAUCCAGUCCUUGCCUCAGAUUUCUGCACAGCCUGAGUCAAAGGACGUAACCAUUGGCUCUGAUGCGGUCUUGCCUUGCAUUGCAUCUGGAUACCCAGUCCCAACCAUCACAUGGUCAAAGGUGGAGAAUGAGUUGCCCCCUAAGUGCAGACAGGAUGGCCAUGUCCUGACAGUCCCUGGGGUCACACACACAGAUGCAGGAACGUAUGUGUGUACAGCUGCUAACAAGCAAGGGAAAGUCGAGGCCUUCACCAGACUCGUUGUUCAUGAGAGAGUCAUGCCCUAUUUUACCCAGGAGCCACUCUCUUACCUCACACUCCACACUAUCAGAAACGCCUACCAUGCAUUCAGCAUCAAAAUAACCUUCAGGCCGGAUAAUGUUGAUGGGCUCAUUUUGUAUUCGGGUAUGAUUCUAUAUAAUGGACAAAAGAAGACCACCGGUGCUGACUUCUUAUCUUUUGGAUUGGUUGGGGGCCGUCCUGAAUUCAGGUUUGAUGUAGGCUCUGGUAUGGCAACCAUUCGUUACCCUACUCCCAUUAAACUGGGCGAGUUUCACACAGUCAAGCUGUACAGGAACGAGACUCAGGGCUCUCUUGUUGUGGAUGGAGAAGCUCCUAUAAAUGGAACCUCACAGGGAAAAUUCAAGGGUCUGGAUCUGAAUGAGGAUCUUUUUGUGGGCGGUUAUCCGAACUACAGCAUGCUCGCUAAAACUGCUGGCCUCAAGACAGGGUUUGUCGGCUGUAUCAAGCAGCUGAUUAUUCAAGGUGAAGAGGUCAUUUUCAAGGACGUUGAUAAAAGUUCAACCGGAGUUUCGAAUUGUCCCACUUGCAAGGAUCGCCCAUGUCAGAAUGGUGGCGCAUGUGAGGACUCUGCUGCCAGUCUCUACAAAUGCAGUUGCCCAAGAGGAUUCACAGGGAGCAACUGUCAGCAUCACUCAUCCUUGCACUGUCACACAGAGGCCUGUGGACCAGAUGCCACCUGUAUUAACCGACCCAAUGGUUUGGGCUACGAUUGCCGCUGUCACUUGGGCAAGUCUGGAACCAAAUGCAUGGAUGGUACUCUGGUAACUACUCCAUUGUUUGACGGAGACGAGUCUUAUAUUGCGUAUCCUCCUCUUACAAAUAUUCAUAACGACCUCCGGAUUGAGAUGGAGUUCAAGCCCAUGGAUUCAGAAGGGCUGAUGUUCUUCAGCGGAGGCAAAAAGAUGAAAGUGGAGGACUUUGUGACGUUGUCCAUGGUGGACGGACAUGUCGAGUUCAGAUAUGAACUUGGAACAGGUCAGGCAGUUCUGCGCAGUCAGGAGCCCGUGUCUCUGGAUCAGUGGCAUCGCGUGGUGGCCGAGCGCCUCAAUAAGGACGGCUCCUUGAAGGUGGAUCACGCACGAGAAAUCACAAGAUCGUCUCCAGGCAAGGCCCAGGGCCUUAAUAUCCACACACCCAUGUAUCUGGGAGGAGUGCCCAGCAUGGACAUCUUGCCCAAACCUGCCAAUGUUAGCAUGCUGUUUGAUGGAUGCAUAGGAGAGGUCUUCAUCAAUGGAAAGAAGCUGGAUAUAUCAUACAGCUUCACUGAAAGCAGAGCCAUCAGCCAGUGUACAGAUGGCAGCCCAUGUGACCGCAGGCCUUGUCUGCACGGAGGCACCUGUAUGGCCAGUGCUGAGUACGAGUACCAGUGCCUCUGCACUGAAGGAUAUGACGGUGACCGUUGUGAAAUAGUGAGGUCGAGCUGUCGAGACGCCUCUCAGUGUCAGAACGGUGGCAGCUGUGUGAAUAGCCACUGUGUGUGUCCCGCCGGCUACACAGGCCGGCACUGUGAGAAAGGGCAGGAGUCCAGGUUCACCGAGGCGCUGUGGAAUUUGGAGGGUAGUGGGGGAAAUGACUCUCCUAUUGAAUAUUCUGCAUAUUUCCAUGAUAAUGGAUAUUUGGCCCUUCCAAAGCCCAUGUUCCCACGAAGUGCUCCUGACUCUCCAGAGACCAUUGAGUUAGAGAUCAACACUGUCUCUAGAGACGGCCUCAUCUUGUGGCAGGGAGUGGAGCCUGCAGGCGCUCUAAGCCUCCGUAAGAAGCAUGCUAGUAUAAAGGAACUGGGAGGUCAAGGAAAGGGGAAGGACUUCAUAAGUCUUGGUUUACAAAAUGGACAUCUUGUGUUCAGUUACCAGCUGGGCAGUGGAGAGGCUCAGAUUCUCUCCAGAGAGCCUGUCAACGAUGGACAGUGGCACAUGAUCACUGCAGUCCGAACGGGUAAGCAGGGCUACCUCCAGAUCGAUGGAGGAUCUGUCCAGCGUGGACAGUCGCAAGGCAAAAGCAUCAUGGUGAACACCAAGGGCAACAUAUACCUGGGUGGAGCUCCAGACAUGAAAGCAUUGACCGGUGGGAAGUACUCAUCAGGUAUCACAGGCUGCGUGAAGAAUCUCUCUCUGAUGAACGCUCGACCCGGAGAACAGCCAGCGCGACCUAUCGACCUGCAGGUCCACGCAGAGGAGGGCAUCAACGUGGAGCGCUGCUUAACAUAGACGCAGUCCUAAAACACUAGCAGAGACUACAGAAAAAUACCCCUCAUUCACAUUCUCACGAGACGCUUACAGGACAAACUACAGUCACACUUUAAGAGACACACACUGACACGUGUUUCUUGGUGCUUCACCGCAUCCCAAAAAUCACACACGAAAGGAUUCUUCUCUCUGUGCUGCGUUAAACCAAAAAAAACGAGAAAGAAAAAUUGAUGCUAUUAACAAGUUUUCAUCUAUUCAGUGUUUUAUGCUCAAUGAAGGACUUAUUAACACAGAAGCUCAGUUUACAUGCUCCGAACAGUAGCUUUUUAGCCAUGAGAAAAAGAUGACAAAAAAGGUUUUAAAAAUGAACGUGAUGAGCCUUCUACGGUGGGUCAGAUCCUUUGAAAUCGGAGAGGUUUUUACAGCACUGAAUUUUUAUUUAUAAGCAUAUUAAUCUAUAUAUAUUAUAUUUGUGGGGGGAAAUGCAAGCUAACAAUAACCUGCUCAUUUGUUUUCCUAGCAGUGAUUCUAGGCUCUAAUAAUGCGUGUCUGAGGUUUAGUGCCCGAGCUGUGUUAAUACUUGAAGACUCCGCUGCCUUCUUUUAUUCUGUUUGAGGGCCGGUGGGGGCGAGCAUGAUUAGAUACCAUAAGGAAUGGCUCUCUGUGGGGUCACAGCACAGAAGACAUCAAGAAGCAUCUCAGGUGAAGAAUGUUGCUUAGAAAAAAAUAAUUGGGAGAUCGUAUAUAUAUAUGGUGUCAACUGCAUAUAUUUGAAAUGACAUGCCUUCCAUGCUUGGAAACAUUGCUGUGUCUGGUAAUAUAAAAAAAAAACAUGGUGCUAAAUUCAGACAUGACAAAGGCAACAAAACAAGCACAUAUUCAUAGUUCCAGUUUCUUGUCAUUUUUGCUUCUCCGAAUGGGUUGUAAGAAAUAAAUCCGCAGCUUUACAAUAAAAUCAAACACUGUUUACUGAGUACAGUCACUCAAGCCAAAGUAUUGAGACUGAAGUUCAUUUUAGAUUAAAAAAGUGGAUGUGUUAUCUCUAAAUAGUGACAUAUUUUGACAUUCUGUCGUGUUUUUGUUUGAUGACAGAAUUAGAAUGAUUCAAAUCCUCAUAGGGGAUGACAGAUGUUACAGAAAAUCACACUGCAGCAGUUUUAAAUGUUUCGAAAGUCUUUUUCUUUUUACAGUCUUAUCUAUUUCUCACUGUUUUGCUGUUAACAACCACGCUGACAUAUUAUUUUUGCAUGAUCGAUUUGUAUUGAGGUGUCUUUCCAUUACAUUCAUAUUCUUUAGGAGUCUUACAGAGUACAUUGAACAAAAGAGGUCCUCCGGAGGGUUAAUGGAGAUCUUGAGACAUCUACAGCAAACCAUGCAGGUUCAUUAUCUCAGUCAGAAUGUACAGGAAGAGAUUCUUUCUGCUUGUUCUCAUUGCAUAGAGAAAUGAAUGUGAGAAGAGACAGAAUAGUGGAAAUACUGCCUAGUGAAACCCUUCUUUUAUUAGUGCUGUGACUUGGAGCUCUAAUGAACAUGCUCGCCCACAUGGGCCAGACAGGGGUCAAAGGUCACUUUGGCCCCCUUGUGUCUUUUUCACUGUUUUAUAUGACUGAGGCUUGUCUGUUAAUUUUCUUUUAAAAAAGGAGCAUUACUGCUUAAUUAAAGUUGCUUUACUUUUAUUAUUAUUG
Molecule: messenger RNA, 13313 nt
Organism: Carassius auratus (goldfish)
Lineage: Eukaryota; Metazoa; Chordata; Actinopteri; Cypriniformes; Cyprinidae
Gene: hspg2
Product: heparan sulfate proteoglycan 2
Exons: 88
Coding region: 457-11649 (3730 amino acids)
Molecular function (GO): calcium ion binding; protein binding
Source: RefSeq, a predicted model, not a curated record